Molecule: messenger RNA, 1104 nt
Organism: Haliotis rufescens (red abalone)
Lineage: Eukaryota; Metazoa; Mollusca; Gastropoda; Lepetellida; Haliotidae
Product: protein FAM186A-like
Exons: 3
Coding region: 1-1104 (367 amino acids)
Source: RefSeq, a predicted model, not a curated record
AUGGAAGCUAAUCAGCUACCAACAACUGACAACACAGAUCCAUUGACGGCAACGAGCAUGGAACCAUAUCCGCAACCAACCACAGACAACCCAGAUCCAUUGACGGCAACGAGCAUGGAUGCUAAUCAGCUACCAACCACUGACAACCCAGAUCCAUUGACGGCAACGAGCAUCGAUGCUAAUCAGAUACCAACAACUGACAACAUAGGUCUAUUGGCGGCAACCAACAUGGAUGCUAAUCAGCUACCAACCACUGACAACCCAGAUCCAUUGACGGCAACCAGCAUGGAAGCUAAUCCGCUACCAACCACCGACAACCUAGGUCCAUUGGCGGCAACCAACAUGGAAGCUAAUCCGCUACCAACCACCGACAACCUAGGUCCAUUGGCGGCAACCAACAUGGAAGCUAAUCCGCUACCAACCACUGACAACCUAGGUCCAUUGGCGGCAACCAACAUGGAAGCUAAUCAAUUACCAACCACUGACAACGAAGAUCCACUGACGGCAACCAACAUGGAAACUGAUCAGCUACCAACCACUGACAGCGCAGAUCCAUUGACGGCAACCAACAUGCAUGCUAAUCAGACACAAGAGUUGCAAAACUACUUCUGGAGGACAACAAUAGACGAGACUGACCAUGACUCUACUUUCCUGGAUGGCCGACCCAAAUCAACACCCGGAUUUAUCAACCCGAGGGGCAACACAGCCAGCCGAGGAACAAUACAGCCAGCCGAGGAACAAUACAGCCAGCCAAGGGACAAUACAGCCACACUAGGAACAAUACAGCCAGCUGAGGAACAAUGCAGCCAGCCGAGGGGCAAUACAGCCAGCCGAGGGACAAUACAGCCAGACGAGGAACAAUACAGCCAGCCGAGGGGCAAUACAGCCAGCCGAGGGGCAAUACAGCCAGCCGAGGAACAAUACAGCCAGCCGACGGACAACACAGCCAGCCGAGGGACAAUACAGCCAGCCGAGGAACAAUACAGCCAGCCGACGGACAACACAGCCAGCCGAGGGGCAAUACAGCCAGCCGAGGGGCAAUACAGCCAGCCGAGGGAAAAUACAGCCAGACGAGGGACAAUACAGCCAGCCGACAAUACGUAG